Messenger RNA from Ilex paraguariensis (yerba mate), 2538 nucleotides. The record is from the annotation of a GenBank genome assembly. Lineage: Eukaryota; Viridiplantae; Streptophyta; Magnoliopsida; Aquifoliales; Aquifoliaceae.
UUUUGAAAAUGGGUUUGAUGAGUGAGACCCUCACACAGAUUCUGAUACCUUUGGCUGCCUUGAUUGGAAUUGGGUUUGCUUUGUUUCAGUGGUUUUUGGUCUCCAAGGUGAGGGUUUCAAGAGGUUUGGACAAUGGCUACAAAGACAGGUUGAUUGAAGAAGAUGAACAAGAGGAGGGUAUUGACACUGAUGAUGCUGUCGACAAAUGUGCAGAAAUUCAGAAUGCCAUUUCUGUUGGAGCAACAUCAUUUCUGUUUACAGAGUACAAGUACCUCGGCAUAUUCACGGCUGUAUUUGGUGUCAUCAUCUUCCUUUUCCUUGGAUCAGUUAAGGGCUUUAGCACUAAAAGUGAACCUUGCACUUACAACAAAGGGAAUCUCUGUAAACCAGCCUUGGCCAAUGCUAUCUUUAGCACAAUUGCCUUUUGGCUUGGAGCUGUCACUUCUGUUCUCUCGGGGUUCCUUGGAAUGAAGAUUGCAACCUAUGCCAAUGCUAGAACAACUCUGGAAGCAAGGAAAAGUGUUGGGAAGGCAUUUAUAACAGCUUUUCGUUCUGGUGCAGUGAUGGGAUUCCUACUUGCUGCCAAUGGUCUCUUGGUUCUAUAUGUCUCUAUUAAUUUGUUUAAACUCUACUAUGGAGAUGACUGGGAGGGACUUUUUGAAUCUAUCACUGGUUAUGGCCUAGGAGGUUCUUCAAUGGCACUCUUUGGAAGAGUUGGGGGAGGUAUAUACACAAAAGCAGCUGAUGUUGGUGCAGACCUAGUUGGGAAAGUGGAACGGAAUAUUCCUGAAGAUGAUCCACGUAACCCAGCUGUAAUUGCUGACAAUGUGGGUGACAAUGUAGGUGACAUUGCCGGAAUGGGAUCCGAUUUAUUCGGGUCUUAUGCUGAAUCUUCCUGUGCUGCACUCUUUGUUGCAUCGAUAUCAUCCUUUGGUACCAGUCACGACUUCUCAGCCAUGUCUUAUCCUCUGAUUAUUAGCUCGAUGGGAAUCAUUGUUUGCUUGAUAACAACACUUUUUGCAACUGAUAUGUUUGAGAUAAAAAAUGUGACCGAGAUUGAGCCAUCCUUGAAGCGACAACUUCUUAUCUCCACCAUUCUUAUGACUGCCGGGAUUGGCAUGGUUACCUUCUUUGCUUUACCAUCAGAAUUCACUCUAUUUGACUUUGGCAAAGAGAAGGUUGUAAAACACUGGCACCUUUUUUUCUGUGUUUCAAUUGGCUUAUGGGCUGGCCUUGUCAUUGGAUAUACUACUGAGUAUUACACAAGUAAUGCUUACAGUCCUGUGAAGGAUGUCGCAGAUUCUUGCAGAACUGGUGCUGCAACAAAUGUCAUUUUUGGGUUGGCUCUGGGAUACAAAUCUGUUAUCAUUCCAAUAUUUGCAAUAGCCAUUGCUAUUUAUGUUAGCUUCAGUUUGGCUGCCAUGUAUGGAAUUUCUGUGGCUGCUUUGGGAAUGCUUAGCACCAUUGCCACUGGACUUGCAAUUGAUGCUUAUGGCCCCAUAAGUGAUAAUGCUGGUGGUAUUGCAGAAAUGGCUGGAAUGAGCCACACUAUUCGUGAAAGAACAGAUGCUCUGGAUGCUGCUGGUAACACCACCGCUGCCAUUGGCAAGGGUUUUGCAAUUGGAUCAGCUGCCCUUGUUUCUCUUGCCCUGUUUGGUGCCUAUGUGAGCAGAGCUGGUAUUGAGUCUGUUGAUGUCUUGACUCCAAAGGUAUUCAUUGGAUUGAUUGUAGGGGCCAUGCUUCCAUACUGGUUCUCAGCCAUGACAAUGAAGAGUGUUGGAAGCGCAGCUCUAAAAAUGGUUGAAGAGGUUCGCCGACAGUUUAAUACUAUUCCGGGGCUUAUGGAUGGAACAGCAAAACCAGACUAUGAAAUGUGUGUCAAGAUUUCUACUGAUGCUUCACUCAAGGAGAUGAUCCCACCAGGCGCCUUGGUUAUGCUUACGCCACUGAUUGCUGGAACAUUUUUCGGUGUGGAAACACUUUCUGGUGUGCUUGCUGGUUCACUCGUUUCUGGUGUGCAGGUUGCCAUCUCGGCUUCUAACACAGGUGGGGCAUGGGAUAAUGCUAAGAAGUACAUAGAGGCUGGUGCUUCUGAACAUGCUCGAUCACUAGGUCCCAAGGGAUCAGAUGCUCACAAGGCUGCUGUCAUUGGUGACACAGUUGGAGAUCCCCUCAAGGACACGUCCGGUCCCUCACUAAAUAUCCUGAUCAAGCUCAUGGCAGUCGAAUCAUUGGUCUUUGCUCCAUUCUUUGCAGCUCAUGGGGGCUUGCUGUUCAAAUGGCUCUGAAAAGUGGUCUAUCAUGCAAUCAGGUUUCUUCCCAAAAAAUACAAUAACCUUUAAAGAAGUACUAUUGAUCAAGCUUUCACUGUAUACUGUAAUGUGAAUUCGAUGUCAAUUUUUGUUGUUUUGAAGGGAACAAGAUAAGGCCUUGUUUUGAAGGAUUCUUCAUUUUCAGUAUUUAAGGUUUUUUUUUUCAUGUAUAUAUUAUUUAAAAUAUUUGCAUUGAAUUUCACCGGUUCCUGAAAAUUUUAGUGAG